GUUCGCAAGUGGAAGUCGAUCAAACACCAACCUUUUAUAAGAUUGGAGUUUACGGUGAAAAAAUUGUAACUUUUAAAAUAUAUCAAAAUUAACAUAACAUAUUUAUUUUUGCGUUACAUAUACGAUUAAAGUUUUUACGAGCGUGUUGUAAUUUUUGCAAUUCUUUUGAUGAAAACGUCACAGCGCCAUGUUGUAUUCCUGCGCUGAUUGCAGGCACGAGAAAUCUGCCAACCCGUUUAUUUUUUGGGAUUAGACCAGAGAAUAAAUCGAACUGCGAUUUUGUAUUCAAAUAUAUUUUAAUUUAUAUUUGUUGGCAAAUGUCAAACAACUUUUGUGAAUUCGAUGUAUCCCUGUUGUCGCAUUUCGAGUGUUAACUCUUAAUUUCAACUGCAGUUAAGUGCAUCCGCGAAAGUUGAAAGGACUGUGUUGUAAAAGAAAGAAGUGAUAAUUAGCCAAAAUUCCGGUCCCUACGCGCAGACGAGAAGGUGCCUACCCGCCGGGGCAGUCGGGCGAAGGAGAUAUGAACAACAAGCGCAAAAAUCGCCAAGGGCCGCCGAGGUCACCUCGGGGCCGCGUGGUGGCGGAGGGUGUCUACAGCAACGCGCACUUCAUGCACGCAGCCACAUCCCACGUUGGGGACAUCGUGCAAGUGCUCACCCAGUCGGGAAGCCUCUGGGAAGGCGUUUUCAAGACAUUUAGUGCCCAGUUUGAGGUUGUGCUAGAGGUAGCGCACCGCGUGGACCAAGAGGGCGUGGUCGCGGUUGACUCCGUGGUGGAGAAGUUGAUCUUCAAGCCCCAGGACGUGGUGUCCAUCCGUGCCAAGGACUCGGACUUAGAGUACGCCACGCACGAUGUAUUCCAGACCGAUACGGCCAUUAGCAAGUUUAAUGGCAAUGGUCGUACAGCAGAAGAGCGUCACCUAGAACCUUGGGACGGUUGCGACGGCGAGGGCGGAGACGCGCCCUCUCUGAACGGAGACGCUCGCCUCGACGAGCUCGAGCUGGACCACCGCGCUAACGGCUGGGACGCCAACGACAUGUUCCGCAAGAACGAGGAGGUGUACGGAGUGCAUAGCACCUAUGACCACUCGCUAGCAGGGUACACGCUGCCUUUGCAGAGGAAGGACACACAGGAUUACAGAGAUGCCGAGGCUAAAGCGGAAGAGAUAGCUGCUGAGAUUGAGAGCACGCCGUCGUACAAGGCGCGCAUUGAACUGGAGAAUGGUGACGAGGAAGAGCGCUUUGCAGCCGUGGUGCGGCCGCAGGACGGACAGGCGCCCGGCAAAUAUGUUAUACCCAAUAAACGGAAGCAUUUGCAGGGUGGUAAAUUAGUGAAGCCAGUGUCGGGCAACGGCGGUGGCUCCUCCCCCGGUAAUGGACCGGGCAGCGGCAAGCCGGGCAACUUCCCGCACCCUGGACACCCGUCGCACCCCGCGCACGCCCCGCACGGGCCACACGCGCCCCACGCCCCGCCCAAGGAGAAGGAGCACCGCCCCCCACGGCACCAUCUCACGCCCCCCUCCGACCGACGGAUGGAUGACACACCGUCUGGUGCGAGCAAUGGCGGACUCCCGAGCGGUGCGGGCCCCGGCAAUAAGAGCUACGCGGCACAAGCGGGCGGCUACCACGCACCCCCACCCUUCCCCCACCACGCACAGCCGCAAACAGGCAAGAUGAACGGUGAUCCCAGAGGGCCGCCUAUCACCAGGCAAGGCUUCCCUUCGCACCAUCAUCAUAAUGCGGUGCCAGCGGAGCCCCGCGCCAGGACUCAAGCCCCACCAGAGCCACGGGAGCCCCGAGAGCCACGAGAUCCACGCGACUUAAGGGAUCCGCGCGAUCUACGGGAUCCACGCGACUUACGGGAUCCACGUGACCCGCGAGAUCCUCGUGACCCACGUGACCCUCGUGACCCACGUGACCCUCGUGACCCACGGGAGCUGCGUGAACCACGGGAGCGACGCGCAGAUGAAGUGCAGGAGCUCCGCAAAUUCGGUCAGGAGUUCAAGCUGGUAUCCUCUGGUGCUCCUCCGCAUCAGCAGGCGCAGCAGCCGCACCCGCAGCACCCGCCGCACGCAACACACCCGCAGCACAUGCCCCACCCUGUGCACCAGCCGCACCAGCCCCAUCAGCCUCACCAGCCCCACCAGCCCCACCAGCCGCCGGUCAAUACGCAGCCACCGCAGCUGCCCCCGCCGGCGCCGAGCCCGCCCGAGGUGUCAGCAAACGCGGGCGCGCCCUCUGACCCCCUGCCCAAGCGAGAACGUCCACCAAAGCAGCACACUCCUCCUGCUGCACAUAAGCCGCCACCAGUACCAAAGCCAGAGGAGCCGGUGUCCGAUGAGCAGUCACCAUCGUCGUCGUCACCACCGUCAUCUGUGUCACCAGGUGUCGACCGCGCCACCGCCACACUCAAGAAGUCAACCCUCAACCCUAAUGCCAAGGAGUUCAACCCCAGUGCCAAGCCGUUCACACCGCGCAGCCCCAGCACACCAAACCCCAGCCGUCCGCAUACGCCGGGCACUCCGGUGGGCAUGGGCGUGGGCAUGGGUGUGGGCGUGAACAUGGGCGUGAUGGGCGCCGGCGUCAGCUACGUGCCCGCACCACACCCUCCACCUCCACACAUGUUCGCACACCAGGUGGCGGCAGUGCCGGCGUACGCGAUGGUGGCAGCGGCCGCAGCAGCCGCGCAACAACCUCCCGCCUACCUCCCCCACCCCCACCCUAUGGAGAUGAGUUGCGAGUGCCGGCAGUACGGACCCCCCAUACUGCUGGUGCAGGACAAGCGCGACAGACAUGACACGCUGUACGGUGCUGCAAUGGGGGGCGGGGCGGCAGUUGCAGGUGCUGCGGGGCAACACGCACCUCUGCCUGCACAGCAACAGAGAAAUUUCAGAAAAGUCGGCGUGGGUUCUGGUGUGCAAGUUGCUGCGGCGACAGGGCAGCCGCUGCUGGCGCCGGCGCCCAUGCAACCCUUCGUGCCCUACCCCCACCCCCACCCGCAUCCACACCCCGGACAUCCUGCACACCCUGCGCACCAGCCCCAGCCAGCGCUGCAGUAUCAGCACAUGAUGAGAAUGUACGGCGGAGGCGUGGCCCCCGGCGUGGGCGUGGCGGCCGGCGUGGGAGUGGGCGUAGGCGGCGGGGUGGGCGUGGGCGAGGGCGCGGCGUACGCUCCGCAGGCUCCAUCCCCCGCAGCCGCGUCCCCCGCUCUGUACCCGCCGCCCUCGCCCGCCCACACCCCGCACCCACAUCCCCACCCGCACCCACACCAUCACUACCAGCAGCCGCCAUUCCAGGUGCUGUGCCCGCUGAUGGGGCCGGGCUCCCACCACCAUCACCAUCACCACCCUCACGUGGCAUACCUCAACCAUGCGCCGCCCACAGCCUCGCCGCCGCACCACCCACAUACACUACAGCAACAAGUUCUGAUGCCACCACAGCAUCAGCCGAGCGGUGGUGGGUCAUCUACACCUGGCGGGCACACACACCCGUAACGUGCGCGCCCCCUCCCGACCCGCCGUACACGAGCCCCACCACACCGCGCGCGUACCGACACCCCCCCGCCGUGCUAGACCAGCC
Molecule: messenger RNA, 3578 nt
Organism: Papilio machaon (common yellow swallowtail)
Lineage: Eukaryota; Metazoa; Arthropoda; Insecta; Lepidoptera; Papilionidae
Product: ataxin-2 homolog
Exons: 20
Coding region: 521-3493 (990 amino acids)
Biological process (GO): cytoplasmic stress granule assembly
Cellular component (GO): cytoplasmic stress granule
Molecular function (GO): RNA binding
Source: RefSeq, a predicted model, not a curated record